AUGCGUGAAGUGUACGACUUGAUAACCGCAUCGAAUGUUGGCUUUGAGUCGUUCGAAAAAAUCUCGAUUAUUAUACAGAAACGGUUAACCAAUGCGGGCAACUGGUUUCAGGUUGGAUCAGCGCUUGCUUUGCUACUGCUACAGAACGAUUUAACGUACCCGUUCGAUAGGCUAGCGGGCAUUUACGUGCUGUACGACAUCCGACGCAAAGAGCAAGCAGAAUCACCGUUUUACCUUUUUCUGGCCCGAUUUCUGGAACCGAUAGGUGGUGUUGGAGUGACGCCGGCCAACAACCGCAGGCAGAUGGUUGAGCUAAAGUUUAUACAUCUGCUGCUGUCUAACGGUGAUCCUGAGAUCGACAGGAAAACGCCGCGCAUGUUUUGUCAGGCUUUUGCCGCCCUACCGACCCCGGUCGGACCAGCGGAGAUUGCGUUCGUAAAGGCAAAGGUGACGGAGCGACUUAAAGACUUGCCGCUUACUGUACGAUCGAACGUUAUGAACGUAAUUCCAGCGAUACCGGUUCUGCCAGGGCGGGAACCGGCGCUAGAAAACCAUACCGGCCCAGCAAUUGCGGAGCUCAUCAACGGUAUGACACUGAACGCGAGCAAUCCCUUGACGAAUGCGCUUGGGCCAACGUUUAUGUCCGUCGCACCGCCAUUGCUGACGUGCGAGGAUGAACUGAUCUGGCUCGAUUUGGGCAGCCCAUCGUACCACAAACCGGUGUACAAUAGCUGUAGCGAUGCGGAACCAACACCGGACAAAUGUUUGCAAACGCUGCUCGAUCAAUCCUUCCGGCAAGCGUUAAGCAUUGCCGAUCAGCAAACGCUCGUGAAUGAACUGGAGAAGGACACGCAACAGACGCACCUGUCGUGCGUUACACCGGAAAAGCUCCCCAACUUAAUUGAGUACAAUCCAACGAUUGCGAUUGAAAUACUGAUGCGUAUGCUUAAAACACGCCACAUCGAUGCUUACCUGGACGUAAUCUUGGAGAUGGAACUGUCGCUCCAUUCGAUGGAGGUGGUUAAUCGGCUUACCACUUCCGUCGAUCUUCCGGUACAUUUCGUGCAUCUGUACAUUGUGAACAGUAUCGGUACCUGUUCGACGUUUCGGGACAAGUACAUGCAGAAUCGGCUGGUACGGUUGGUCUGCGUGUUUCUGCAGAGCUUGAUACGGAACAAAAUAAUCGACGUGAAGCAGCUGUACAUUGAGAUCGAAACGUUCUGUAUUGAAUUUAGCAGAAUACGGGAGGCGGCCGCAUUGUAUCGCUUGCUGAAGCAGCUAGAACUGGACCAGGGUACGGUGGCCGGUAGUUCCGGGACGGGGACGACCGCUAGCGUACAACAGUCACCGAAAGAAUCUUAA
Anopheles maculipalpis is the source of this 1362-nucleotide messenger RNA. It is a transcript of the gene Not11, whose product is annotated as CCR4-NOT transcription complex subunit 11. Bases 1 to 1362 code for a protein of 453 amino acids. Gene Ontology annotation, cellular component: CCR4-NOT complex. Gene Ontology annotation, biological process: mRNA catabolic process; negative regulation of translation. Lineage: Eukaryota; Metazoa; Arthropoda; Insecta; Diptera; Culicidae. The transcript is spliced from 5 exons. The record is from RefSeq and is a predicted model, not a curated record.